Molecule: messenger RNA, 590 nt
Organism: Ricinus communis (castor bean)
Lineage: Eukaryota; Viridiplantae; Streptophyta; Magnoliopsida; Malpighiales; Euphorbiaceae
Product: snakin-2
Exons: 3
Coding region: 124-441 (105 amino acids)
Source: RefSeq, a predicted model, not a curated record
CUCAGUCACUCGCUACUCAUUUAUUUAUCAGUAUCCCUCUACACUACUAUCAAGUAUCAACCAUAUCAAACACCUUCAGUUAAGAGUUGAGACUGCUAACUAGUUGCGCACAGCUUCUUUUAAAUGGCUUCGCGUUCCCUUCUUUUGGUGGCAUUUUUUCUCUUCUUCAUUACCCAGGUUUCAUCUGACAUACAGAUUGAAGACCAAACCACUCAGUUGGUUAAAGGAGCUAACAGAAGGCUCUUGCCAUUCAUGGAAUGUGGAGGGCUGUGUAAGGUGAGGUGCAGUUUGCAUUCAAGGCCAAAUGUGUGCACAAGGGCAUGUGGCACUUGCUGCUAUAGGUGCAAGUGCGUUCCUCCAGGCACCUCUGGUAAUAGAGAUGUGUGCGGGAAAUGCUACACUGACAUGACCACUCAUGGAAACAAGACCAAGUGCCCUUAGAACUAAUUAACAUACCUCUUUUUAUGUUAAAUAAUGAUCACCAGUUGGAUUAGCAUGUUACUUAUGCAUGUCAGUGUUUCUUGAUGUUUUCUUCUCUUUUUGUUUACUGUAAUGAAGCUUCUGUGAGAAAAGAUCUCUUCCUUUCUUCA